AAUGAGGAAGUAAAACCUUCCUAUAGAAUGAGCUCUAACCUGCUCACUGCACUUGUUUGCUCUCAGUUGACAUCAGCCUUGCCAUAAAGCCUCUAAAUACAGGCUGACGACUUCCUUGUGAGCCUGGUACUGCUCUGAAUCCAGCUUCUGGCUCUUGAAUGGUGGGACGAUAUUGCUGGAACGCAGAAAGAGCAGCUGUCAGCUGAUGCCUGUUGGACAAGGCUGGGAAGACAAGAGCACUGGGUUUAAAGGAACGUAAAUGCCUGCUAAGAUGGCACUGGCCAGUUCACUUUCUAGCAAACCAGUACCACCACGCUCAAGAAAAGUUUCUACGGCGGGUGUGGAAGUGCACCAGAGCAAGCUGGAUUUUUUCUGCAAGCUGGGCUAUGGUAAGCAGGACAUCUGCAAAGUGCUGGAGAACCUGGGCCAAGGGGCCCUGGAGGAUGAUGUGCUCAAAGAGCUGAUUCGGAUGGGGAGCAAACCUCAAGCUCUGGAGAGCCAGGCUCAGUCUUCCCCACUAAAACUUGUUGCCCGUGGAUCAUGUAGCACCACACCAGGGUCCAAGUGGCUUGGAGAAGAUGAAGAUGACUCUUCCGAUUACUUGAGACCCAUUGUGAUCGAUGGCAGCAAUGUUGCAAUGAGUCAUGGAAACAAAGAGAUAUUCUCCUGCUGGGGGAUCCAGCUGGCAGUGGAUUGGUUUCGAGAGAGGGGGCACACAUACAUCAAGGUUUUUGUCCCACUCUGGAGAAAGGAGCCCCCUCGACAAGACAGUCCCAUUGCAGAUCAGCACAUUCUUGAAGAGCUCGAAAAGCAAUCGAUCCUUGUGUAUACGCCAUCCCGGAAGGUGAAAGGCAAGAGGGUAGUUUGCUACGAUGAUCGCUACAUAGUGAAAGUUGCUUAUGAGAAAGAUGGAAUCAUUGUUUCCAAUGAUCAUUACCGGGAUCUCCAGAAUGAAAACCCUGAGUGGAAAUGGUUUAUUGAGCAGCGACUACUCAUGUACUCUUUUGUCAGUAACAGGUUUAUGCCUCCUGAUGAUCCACUAGGCCGGCAUGGACCCACUCUUAAUAACUUCCUCAGCAAAAAGCCAGUGCUUCCUGAACCAAAGUGGCAGCCUUGCCCCUACGGUAAAAAAUGCACCUAUGGCAAUAAAUGCAAAUUUUACCACCCAGAGAGACCACAUCAAGCUCAGCUCUCGGUUGCUGAUGAACUCAGGGCCAAAAUCAAGGUCAUGUUAAGCCUGGGGAAAGAGGAGGAGAAGUGCAACCGCUUGCCAUACAGGACCGGAAUAGAGCCUGCACCCUCUGACGCCUGCACAGAAACGCAGCGAGAAGCCAGUGGCUGCGCAGGGGCUUCCUGCUACCCAGGGUGGUCCCAGGGAAGCUGUCCCGAGCAGCCGUCCAGUGCCUGGGCCGGCAGCCCCGGCUCUGACCUGGGGGUGGACCAGAGGUUGCUACAGCCAGAGCUGCUGCGAGACCAGCCGCUCCUGGAGAAGAUGUCAGCGCUAUCCGUUGGUGAUGACACCUACGGCUACAACUGGUCCAUACGUACCUCUCAGGACAGAGAGGUGACGGACAGCCCUCAUCGCUGCGGUGACCUCAGGCACAACCUGUACUCGCUUCAUCACGCCCAUAGCUUGGACCACACCUGCCUACCGGGAUGCCCUUUCCAGCAAAGGGUGCUCCCGCCGGCGCCGGGCAGGAUGCUCCCAGCUCCCAGCUGGCCUCAGGAGUGCUGCAGCAUGCACGGCAUGGGUCAGAGGAGCUGCUACGUCCCUCAUGGUGCUCAGCACAAACAGGCCCUGGAGACUCAGCACCUUGUUUUGCCACAGUCCGCGGCUCUUCCCCCCGACCUGCUUCACUUGUACAGCAAGCAGCAGCAGCACCGUUUCCCCAGCCGGCCCCCACAGCAGCCCUUUCUGUUAGACUCCAGCAACAGACUGGGCUUCUUCCAGAAACCCCAUGCUUACCCUGAUGCCUCUUACAGUGACUGCUGGCCUGCCCCAGCUGCAAGGACACCCUCUGCCCAGCAGGCAAACGUACACAGGGAGCUGUGCUCUCUUUUUCCUUACAGCGAGGUGAACCACGUCAUGGCUUUGUACCCUGAUAUCAAGGAUAUUGCUAGCUUGACUUCACCCAUUCAAAGACACAGAAACUUGUGAAACCAUCCCCAUCAAGCCUUUCCAACAAGCACAAGUCCUGGGGCAAAAAGAUGCUACUCUGAGGCUUAACUAAGUGUUAUUAAAGGGCUUUAUGGUAAGGGUUAUAGCUGUCCCAGGAGCACAAGUCCAAGCAUCAACCAGCUGUGGCGCAUGGGGCAUCAAGUCAGGGCAAAGACUGCUGUUCAUUGUGGUGGGAUCUCAUUCACCUCCCACGGGAGUGAAGGGGAGGGCUCAGGCUAACUGGGCUAUCAGCAUUUGAACCUCACUAAUGACUGGGUUCAGGAUGGCAUAGAACUUCAUUAAUGCCUUGACACACUAGACAUGUUUUUAAAGUCCUGACCUAUCGUUCAACUACCAUAAAAGAACCAUGCUCUGUGGUCCCCAGUAAAGGGCUCUCCACAGACCCCCAUGAAUGCUUGCUCAGCUAGCAUAAAAAGUAAUUAUUUGGCCUAUUUUCCCUAAAACAGGGCUGUGCUCUCUGCUAGAAGGCAUCUUUGGGUCCAUAUUAUUGCCUGAUACAGGCCCAGCCCUGUAUCAGUAAGCUUUCAAAGAUGCAUCUUGAGUUUAUAAACCAAUGGUGUGCACAGACUAGGAGGGGUGGUGGAGGUACACCAGAGUGCUUGAAGAUAGCUGCAGGUACACUUCUCAAGGAUCACGCCCAAUGUAAGUCAAAUCAGGGAAGUCAUCUUCAAUAUAAGUCCU
This is a messenger RNA of Haliaeetus leucocephalus (bald eagle), 2860 nucleotides long. RefSeq names its product zinc finger CCCH-type containing 12D (gene ZC3H12D). Gene Ontology annotation, biological process: nuclear-transcribed mRNA catabolic process, RNase MRP-dependent; 3'-UTR-mediated mRNA destabilization. Gene Ontology annotation, molecular function: metal ion binding; RNA endonuclease activity; mRNA binding. The transcript has 6 exons. NCBI's taxonomy places the organism in Eukaryota, Metazoa, Chordata, Aves, Accipitriformes, Accipitridae. Gene Ontology annotation, cellular component: nucleus; cytoplasmic ribonucleoprotein granule. The record is from RefSeq and is a predicted model, not a curated record. The coding region runs from base 260 to 2158 and encodes 632 amino acids.